This is a messenger RNA of Oppiella nova, 299 nucleotides long. NCBI's taxonomy places the organism in Eukaryota, Metazoa, Arthropoda, Arachnida, Sarcoptiformes, Oppiidae. The record is from the annotation of a GenBank genome assembly.
UAGUGGCCGGAAUGGUAGCCCGCAAUGUGGCCGGUCCUGCGGUUGUAUUUUCCUUUACAAUUGCUGCCAUCGCUAGUCUUUUCUCAGAAUUUGGAGUAAGGGUUCCGAACACGACUGGGUCGGCUUAUAUGUAUAGUUAUGUUACGGUUGGAGAAUUCAUAGCGUUUGUUAUCGGUUGGAAUAUGGUAUUAGAGUAUUUAAUAGGAACGGCUGCCGGUUCUGCAGCCAUAUCUGCCUGCAUUGACUCACUCUAUGGCGGGGCUAUACAUCACGCUAUGAAACAAACGUUCGGCACAUUU